AUGAAUAACAUCCCAGCUGGACUACGGUCCGUCGAUAUUGGGCGCUUUGCCAUCCGGGCUGCUCAGAUCGAACAGGCCAAACCGGUCGUUGCCUACUGGUGCAAUUUCCAUAUCGUGAACCAGAUCAUUGAAAGGGGCCUCCACAAUUCCGACAAUGAGAUCAUGCAAUACACCACCAGUCUGGUGGACAAAUUGGAACGGUUUAAAGUCGAGAACCCAGGAGACGAGACAGUCACAGAUGAAGUUGCAGCAAGUGCCUAUGUCGAACAGUUUGGACUGGAAGUCUUUGGUCGCGCCGAGGCUGCUAUGAACGCCAACAAAGUCACCAAGCAAACCGCAGAUACAUUCCAAGCAGCAGCUACUUUCCUCGAAUUGUGCUCCAUCUGGGGCGCCGACCCAGAGAUAGCUGGGCGCAUCAAGUUCGCCAAGUUCCACGCCCUUCGCAUCGUCAAGGCCUUCAAAGCCGGAGAAGACCCCAAUGAGACGAACCCUGCCCCGAAGGAAGACGAGCAGGUAGUUGAAGAUCCCGACGUGCAAGCCUUCGACGAGUCAGUAGCAGAACAAGCCUCCAAACCCAGUCAACCCUCAAUCGAAGAGAUCCCAGACGAAUCAGACCGCCUCGGACGAGACCUAGCACGCAAGUCAACCCUUGACGAAUCGCUUCACCCAUCCCGCACUUCAUCCACACCUCGUCCAACCUUCACUUCCCAGCCCGAGAUCCCCUCCGUCCCGCGCAACGCACCCGGCUCACCCGCUCUGCCAACGGACACCGACUAUUCUGGCCCAGGCCUGGAACUCCCUGAUACCCCAGCAACAAUUGGAGGAUCCUCCUCUGGACCAGGUCCAACCCUCCCCGAUACCCCAACCUCUUUCCAGUCUUUCCCCCCUCCAUCCAACCACCCCUCUGUAGACCCUGCUUCCUUCUACGACUCCGCCACCAAUGCCAGUGCGAAUCUUCCUCCCCCGGCUGCUCCGCCCGCUGCGCCCGCCCCAGCUGCUUACAUCCCUUCUGCCCCUGCACCCUAUGUACCCCCUCAGCCAUCUCACGGGAUCGAUGAUGCCUCGGUUCAAAUGGCGCAGAAGCAUGCGCGCUGGGCGGUGUCUGCGUUGACCUUUGAUGACGUUGAUACUGCGAUUAAAGAGUUGCAGAACUCGCUGAAAUUACUGGGGGCGGCAUGA
Messenger RNA from Penicillium nucicola, 1179 nucleotides. RefSeq lists its product as uncharacterized. NCBI's taxonomy places the organism in Eukaryota, Fungi, Ascomycota, Eurotiomycetes, Eurotiales, Aspergillaceae. The transcript is spliced from 4 exons. The record is from RefSeq and is a predicted model, not a curated record. Gene Ontology annotation, biological process: late endosome to vacuole transport via multivesicular body sorting pathway. The coding region runs from base 1 to 1179 and encodes 392 amino acids. Gene Ontology annotation, cellular component: multivesicular body.